AAUAUACUGGUGCCGUGUAAGGGUGUAAGAAGAAAUCGUUGCAUCAUUUGCCACUCUUCCCAAAUUUCGGAACACACACUCUUCCCCGAACUUCAAAAAAAAACAUGUCUUUCCAAUCUCCACCACCACCAUCACCGCUCCACCCGACCCAAAACCCGAACCAACAAAAAACCAAACCUGAAGGAGAAAAGAAGAGAGACUUCCUGACUCACCUCGAAACCUAUCUCGCCAAACGCGACGGCGUCGACAAGCUACUCAAGAUCUCACGCUACACCUCAAAACUCAUCCUCUUCACUUCCUGGGCCAAGGCCCAACCCCAAGCCCAUAACGGCCCAUCUCUCUACAACCGCCUCAAGGCCUUCGAGUCCAGCGUCGGCAUCAGCCGCAAGUCCCUCCGCCUCGGCAAAUUCGUCCAAGACCUCAACGCGCUCCGUGCCCUACAAAAACCGCGCGUGAAAUCCACCACCAGCUCCUCCGAUCUCGACUUCUUCCUCUCCAUCGUCGCCUACGGCGGCGAGGGAAUCUACUACUUCGUCGAGCAGCUCGUCUGGCUAUCCAAAUCGGGACUCAUCGAUCCGAAACGGUCGCGUUCGUUUCAGAAAAUCAGCGCGUGGUGCGAGUUCGUAGGGUACUUCGGUAGCGUGGCUUUGAAAUUCAGGGAUUUGAAGGUGAUCGGAGAGGACGAAGAGUGCUUGAAAUCGACCGUUGAAAUUGCGAGUUUGAGAGGGGAAUGUUGUGAGGUGGAAGAAGAGAGGUUGAGGAAGGUGAGGGAGAAGAAGACGAUGAAGAAGCUUUCGAUUCUUCAGGAUUUGGCUGAUUUGGUUAUGGCUUUGGAUGAUAUGAUCGACGGCAAGGGACCGUUUUCGGGGCCGGUUUUCAUGGCUUCCGCCGGGUUGUUGUCUGCUCUCAUCAGCACUCACAAGAAUUGGAAAUCUUGUUAAACUUCGCCGGUUACAUCAAGUUAGUUAGUUAGUUAGUUAGUUAGUUACUGCAUAAUCUGAAUUUCAGUUUACUUGUCUAGAACUGUUGAGGAACUUGUGAAUGCAGAUUCAAACACGCUUGUAGCAUGUAGCAUGUGAAAAUUCUACAUCAAUUCCGUAAUAAUUGUCGCUUUGAAUACACUAAAUUCAAUGAUGUACCAAAUUUUUUCGAAGCUACAAUUACUGCGAAACUGAUGGAGUAUUGCAGAUGAGGAUGAUUGGCUUCUCUGCAUUCAUUUAGACAGGAUGUAAAAUUGCCUUUGUGCUUCUCUGUAGAAUUAAAUUUAGGAGGGUAGUGAUUAGCUUAUAAUCAAAAGCUUCCACAUUUUUUUGGCGGGUGGGUUUGGUAUUGUGGACAAAGAUGCCAAUUAGUUUGAUUGGCAGCUCAUUUGAGCCGAACUUGGGAGUUUGGUAUCACCGAAAAGGAAUAAAAUGUCCAUACCUAUAGACUAUAGUCUUUGAAUAAUUGAUAAGUGCUCCAAAAUUUGGUAGUAUAAAUUGGUUUAGGUGCACUUUGUUUAUUUGUCCAUUUUUUUAUCUUCUUGUACUUGUUAUGUAGUUACUAAUGUCAUGAAAUUAAUUUUCCCAAAAGUUUAAGCAAAUAGAAGAAGACACAUUUGCCUUAUUCUGAAAUACUUUGAUUUUUUGGUUAACGUGGAUCGAACUUUAGACUUUUAGGUCAUAGAAGCUAUGAUACUAUGCUAUGAAAUCAUUUCUUCCCAAGACUUAAGCUGUUAAGAGGAGGUACAUGAAUAGUUAUAUCUCUAAUAACUAACAUUGUUCCAAUUCUCUGUAGUGGUUUAUUUUUGCAGGGUUUUUUGUGUGUGUGUCAAUAUUGAUCAAACUACAAUUUUCUCAGCCUUCAUCAACUGGCAUUAAUGGUUUAGAUUUUCAGAGAGGUUGGGUUAGUGUCAAAUCUUGUAUGGUUAGAGUCAGAGACACAGGGUAUAGCUAUAAUUAUAUAGUAAUCUUUUGUCUGCUGUUGGAGAUGUAUUGUGAAAUGUUUCAGACUUGGUAAGGCACUUCUCUUGAA
Arachis ipaensis is the source of this 2013-nucleotide messenger RNA. It is a transcript of the gene PEX11A, whose product is annotated as peroxin 11A. The record is from RefSeq and is a predicted model, not a curated record. Gene Ontology annotation, biological process: peroxisome fission. Lineage: Eukaryota; Viridiplantae; Streptophyta; Magnoliopsida; Fabales; Fabaceae. Gene Ontology annotation, cellular component: peroxisomal membrane.